Molecule: messenger RNA, 838 nt
Organism: Babesia bovis T2Bo
Lineage: Eukaryota; Apicomplexa; Aconoidasida; Piroplasmida; Babesiidae
Product: Spherical Body Protein 2 truncated copy 3 (SBP2)
Exons: 1
Coding region: 31-759 (242 amino acids)
Source: RefSeq, a predicted model, not a curated record
AUAUUUGAAUCAUCUACGAUUUUGUUAAGUAUGGAAGUAGCAAGGCGUAACAACGGCUUCCGCAAGGUUGCCAAGUGGAUUGCUGGUGCCAUUGUUGUGGCAGGUGCUGCUACUGGAGGUGUUGAUGGAGGAUUGUUAUCUAUCUUUAAGAAUGCUGCCAGGGAAGAGGAUAAGCUAUUACAUGCACCUGAGGCUGUAGGUUUUGUCACUUCUCUUGGCAAAAAGUACACUAACAAAGAUAUAGACGAUCUUGUAGAUCGAACUGGUUUGAAAGGUACCGGUGGAGUUACCCGUCAUAUGUUAGCAGUCAGGAGGGAUGAAUUAUUACGUGAAAUGAAUAAGUUUAACUCAAUUUUGGAAGUCCUUCCAGAAGAAAUUGCUGUCGAGGCAGGCAAAUAUGCAACUUAUGAUAAAUUACCAGCUGCUUUAGCUAAAGAAGUGAAAUGGAAUUAUUUUAAUAAAAAACAUUUUGGACUUAUGGAACAAGUUCCUCAAGACCUAGCAGAUGAAAUGUUGAAAUGUGAUAUUUACGAAGGAUUUUCAGGCAAGUUGAUUGAUAAAAUCAAUGCAUUUUUACAUCCUUUCGAUCCAUCUACUGUGAUUAUUGAUGAAUCACACCGUGGAAAGAGUGCUGGUAGUGCACCGACCACACCUGGAAGUACUGAAGUUACAGAAAAAAGCGAAAAGACGAAGGAUGCAAUAAAGGAGAGUGAUGAUAGUGUAAAAGAAGGUGAGGAGUCCAAAGAAGAAGAGGAAUAAUUGGUUGGCAAAACUAUGGAGUUAAUAACUAAUACAGGAAAAUAAUGGAGAUAUUGAAAGAUAGCAAGUAAACAUUAAU